Haemonchus placei is the source of this 774-nucleotide messenger RNA. The record is from the annotation of a GenBank genome assembly. NCBI's taxonomy places the organism in Eukaryota, Metazoa, Nematoda, Chromadorea, Rhabditida, Trichostrongylidae.
AUGAAGAUCAUAUGGAAGUCAUGUGUAGAUAAGGCAAAGCUUGCCGUCAUGCUAACGUUCGAAAAGAUAUCCAGUGGUGUAAGCUUCCAAGAGGUUGCAGAAAUGUACAAUGCAGUUCUUGUGAAUGCAGACGUGAACGUCUAUCUAAGCCCUGAGAAUGAAGAAUUUGCUGAGCUGAUGAAGGGCUUCCAGAGGGCCACUGAUACAGCUUCUUUCGCCAGUGACCUUUUAUCUUCAGUGACAGCAAGCAUCACACAAUCGGACUCCGGCGAAUCGCUUGGUGGCUGGUCAUCAUCUGUCUUCUCAUCAAUGGGGCCUGAACUGGUAUACCUCUGUCACGAAUCAGGCGUUUUGAAGGUGAAUGCAGACGUGAACGUCUAUCUAAGCCCUGAGAAUGAAGAAUUUGCUGAGCUGAUGAAGGGCUUCCAGAGGGCCACUGAUACAGCUUCGUUCGCCAGUGAUCUUUUAUCUUCAGUGACAGCAAGCAUCACUCAAUCGGACUCCGGCGAAUCGCUUGGUGGCUGGUCAUCAUCUAGCCUUACUGAUGAUCCGGACGAAGUGGAUAUUGACGUGGAAAUAGAUAAAGCUUUGCAGGAGGGGCAUGCCUUCGACGAAGCUUCCGCGGAGUGUGCUGAAGAGCAAGAUCCUUUGCUGCCAAAAGCAACCACUGAGGAAAACACAAGAAAACCAAAACAACGAUUGACCCUAAAGGAAGUGGCAAAAGAAGUAUUGCAUGAGGUUAGCCUAAUAUUUUCUGAAGGAGAUAAAGAGUAG